This is a messenger RNA of Periophthalmus magnuspinnatus, 2762 nucleotides long. It is a transcript of the gene paqr7a, whose product is annotated as progestin and adipoQ receptor family member VII, a. The coding region runs from base 142 to 1197 and encodes 351 amino acids. Gene Ontology annotation, biological process: response to steroid hormone. Lineage: Eukaryota; Metazoa; Chordata; Actinopteri; Gobiiformes; Gobiidae. Gene Ontology annotation, cellular component: plasma membrane. The transcript is spliced from 2 exons. Gene Ontology annotation, molecular function: steroid binding; nuclear steroid receptor activity. The record is from RefSeq and is a predicted model, not a curated record.
GCCCUACUGCAGCCCACCGCGUCUCAGCACGGAUUUGUCUCACUCCAGGAGAAGAGCUGAGACGCGCAAGUCAUCGCUUGUACUGCAGAAAACUCCGACCAACUAAACGGUGCCAUCUUCACUCUCCAGACCGCUGCAGCCAUGGCGACUAUUGUGGCGGAGCACAUCGGCCGCCUGUUCAUCAGCCUGCAGCAGAUCCGGCAGGUCCCGCGCAUGCUAGCCGAGGCCGCCCCCUCCAUGCCAGCCACACUGCGAGACUCUGAUGUCCCCGCCCACCUUCGCGACCACCACAUUACCUCCGGCUACCGUCCCCUCCGCCAGAACUGGCGCUACUACUUCUUUUCUCUAUUCCAGCGACACAACGAGACCCUGAAUGUCUGGACUCACCUGAUAGCGUUUUUGAUCAUCCUGGUGAAAUGUUGCGAUCUGGCUGAAAAUGUUGACUUUGCGAAUGACAGACAUGCCCGGCCACUGUUAAUUCUUCUCAUAUCUUCUCUCAACUACACAGCCUUCAGUGUCAUAGCUCACUUAUUUGGCAGCAAGUCAGAGCUUUGCCAUUUCAUCUUUUACUACUUGGACUACGUCGGGGUAGCUCAGUACCAAUUUGGCAGCGCAGUGACACACUUUUACUACUCUAUCGACACUAACAUGCACAGUUUAGUAAAAGGAGUCUUCUUGCCGACUGCCGCUACCUUUUCUUUUCUGUCAUUUACGGGAUGCUGCUAUGGAAAGUACAACAGCUUACAUUCGUGUAUUCGCAAAUUCGGCCACGUAGUACCCUCGGCAUUAGCUUACACAUGGGACAUCAGUCCUAUUGCAAAGAGGCUAAUCUGUUGGUCAGAAUCAAGCGAUGAUCCGGCUCUUGUAUACCAUUUUGGUCAGGUGGCUUGUUUCCUCAGCGCUGCAGCUUUCUAUACUUUUCCGAUUGUGGAGAAUUGCUUUCCCGGACGGUGUAACUUUGUAGGUCAAAGUCACCAGAUAUUUCACAUCUUCCUGUCAUGCACGACCUUGUGUCAGAUUCACGCCUGUUACUUGGACUACGUAGGCCGCAGAGACUUGUACCUGAGCCUGUACAAGAGCGGAGAAGCAGCUUUUUGUGCACAGCUCUAUGCGUGCACUUUAAUAACUUGUGUGCUCACUGGUGGAGUCAUAUUGAGAAGAGUGAAUCGUGUGCUGGAAAAACAAAAGUGCAUGUAAGUGCAUGUACGUCUCUGCUGAACUGUAGUGGAAACUAGAGAAGUGUUGUCACGAUACUAAAAUUCCAAACUCGAUUUUGAUACUAAGGAAAAGGCUCGAGACUCGCUACCAAUUUUGAUACCACAAUGAUUAAAAGUAAAAAAUAAUGAAAAAACCUUUUACAAUUUUCAGUACAAAAUAAUAGUGGUUUCUUUAAGUUACCAUACGAUUCUUCACUAGUUUUUUGAUAAAGUUCCAGAUUAUUCUAAAACUGUUCAAGAAAUGUCAGAUUUAGUCAUGUUUUUAGAAUCGAUACUUGUAAAAUUCAGUAUCUGUUAAAAUCUGUAUCUGAUUUUCGAUGCAUUUGACAACCGUAGCUUACAGUACCGUUUAUAUAGAAGAAAUAUAGUUGCGUAUUAAAAGGUGCAAUGACUGACUGUUUUCACUUUAGCAAGAUGACACUUUUUUACUCUGUCAUUUAGAAUAUGAUAAUUUGAUUAAUGGAUUGACACACUGGGUUUAUUGGUCACUCGGGCUAAAAAAGAAAUUCUAGAUUUAAGUUUUUAAAGGUUACUAUAAAUCUGCAUUAGUUUAUUCUUGCAAUGUCAAAAUUGCACAAAUACUAAUAACAUGUUUGUUGUGUUGUUGCACUUAAUUCAGUAGGAUAUUUGAAAUACGUUUUCUUUUAUUCUUCAGUAUAAUUCAGUGAUCGUUAAUGGUCUAUUGAAUUCUAUUGGUCAGUUGCUUGAUGUUGAAAAACAAAGUGUAAAAAAGGAAACUUUUAAAAUUUUAAAAUUAUAAUAAAAUAUGUAUGAACAAGGCCAUAUUGUACUGGCCUUAGGUAGGACUUAAAUGUGACCUCUGAAGUUACGAUGUACUGUUAUGGGAUGUGGGAUUUUAUUUUAGACAGAAGAAUUUAUUUAUUUUAAAAUAUUAGUAUAUUAAAAGCUACAUAAACAUAAUAAUUUAGGCCAGACAAUCGUGAUGAAGAAUUAUAAGUGAAAUUGCUGGUUGAAAGUGCGAAGUUCUAGUGAAGAGGGUCCAAAGUAAAGUGAAUACAGGAUUAUACAGACUGACCUGAGAUGCAAAUGUGUAUGAAUGUCAACACUGACUGCAUUUUCGUAUUAUCUGUAAUGUUAUUGCUGAUGGCAGAUUGCACAGUUACUCAAAUGUGGUUGUAAAAGUGCCUUCCAUGGACCAAGUAAAACUAAAAUGUAUUUCUUCUGCGUACAGUUUGUAGUACACUGGACAUACCUGGAAUGCAGCAUAUGGUAUUUGGUGAAUGUCAAUGUUAUGUUCUUGUCUUACUUAAACAGACGAUGGACGGGUUGAAGCUUGUUCCGUGCCAAGUAACACGUGUUGCUAUUUUAGUUACUGAAAAUGGAAGAGCCAUUAUCCCUUAUGAGGUUAAAGAGACCCAGACCCGGAGACGACUCUGUAUAAAUAUAGAGAUGUUGAUGAUGUAAAUGUGUAAGGGUUUAGUAUUGGGUCAAUUUUAAUGGAGGUGCCUUAUGUUACAGUUGUAUUUAAUAAGAAAAAUCUAUUUAUUACUAAUAAAGAAUGUGUAUUUUACUUACUUUUGACAG